Messenger RNA from Vollenhovia emeryi, 595 nucleotides. RefSeq names its product cyclin-dependent kinase inhibitor 1C-like. The record is from RefSeq and is a predicted model, not a curated record. The transcript has 3 exons. The annotation marks the transcript as partial. NCBI's taxonomy places the organism in Eukaryota, Metazoa, Arthropoda, Insecta, Hymenoptera, Formicidae.
AUGAUAUGUUGGAACACUCGGGUGAUGUUUAUGAACGCAGCCUUAUUAGUUGAAGUUCCUGCAGCAGCAAUGGGCAGACCAAAAAGUGAGGGCAGUGUGCCCGAAAAAGGCACACGGUUGCCGCGUAUACCGCGUAUACCGCGGAUUUCAACCGUGGUUCAGCCGCCGACUCCGCCAGCCGCAUCAGCCCCGGCCGCGGCCCCAGCCCUGGCCACGACCACGGCCACGGCUCCGGUCCCGGCCUCGGCACCAGUCCCAGCCCGGGCACCAGUCGCAGCCACGGCCCCGGCCCCGGCACUAGUCCCUGGGGCCCAGGCACCAGUCCCAACCACGGCCCCGGCUCCGGUUCCAGUCCCGGCAGAGCGCUCGAUUUUGCGCGAGAGCAACAUUUUUAACAAGCGUGUCAACGAAGCCGUACGGCGGGCGCUAAAUAAGGACCGGCGUAUGGCGAAAAAACGUGCGCCGUUGGCGUACGCACCGCCGCCACUACCGUUGUCCAUGUGGAUGUACGCACCGCCGUCGUCGGUGUACGCACCGCCGCCGCCGCCGUCGGUGUACGCGCCGUAUACGUACUAUACUCUACCACCUCGAAUGU